AUGUCCGCCGAGAAGCAGGAGAUUUCGUCGGCUAAACGGUCGAUGUCGCUCUUCCGUCUUGUUUUCGAUCAGCAAAGAAUUACCCGCGAGGUCGAGACUCACCAAUAUGACGGGUCAGGCACGAAGGAGGAUCCUUACGUUGUUACAUGGACACCCAACGAUGCCGGCAACCCUAUGACCUGGAGCAAAGGCUUCAAAUGGAUUGUUACCACUAUCGCCGCGUUCGAGUGCUUGGCCAUGGCAUUCACAUCAAGCGUAUACAGUGGCACCAUCCGCGAGCUCCGUGCGGAUCUCACGACCAGCACCGAUCUCCUUACUGCCGGUCUGUCGUUAUAUGUCUUGGGUUUUGCAGUUGGACCGCUUCUCUGGGCACCGCUUUCCGAGCUCUACGGUCGCCAAAUCAUCUUCCUCAUCAGCUUCACUGGAUUCACCGCUUUCAAUGCGGGCUGCAUCGCGGCCCAGAAUAUUGGGCAGCUGCUGGUCCUGCGCUUCUUUGCCGGCGCUUUCGGUUCUUCACCGCUCACCAAUGCUGGUGGUGUCAUCGCCGACAUUUUCAAUGUUUCCGAGCGAGGUCUCGCAAUGGCUAUCUUCUCACUAGCACCAUCCAUGGGGCCAUGUUUGAGUCCGAUCAUCGGUGGCUUUACCGGUGAAAAUGUAGGCUGGCGCUGGGUCAUGGCAGUGGCGACGAUAUUCUCUGGCGUGCUCCUGGUUUUGGGAGCGCUGCUCGUCCCAGAGACCUACGCGGUUGUUCUGCUCCGGAAGCGUGCUGCCGGAUUAUCAGCGCGAACAGGAAAGGUCUACAAGACAAAGAUCGAGAUCGACAAUGGCACGAUCGCCGUGGCCACCAUCAUCAAGACCUCCUUGAUUCGCCCAUGGGUUCUGCUCUUCCUCGAACCAAUAGUGUUCGUCCUUAGCAUUUACAUUGCUAUCGUGUACGGCACACUAUAUCUCCUCUUCGGCGCCUUCCCCAUUGUGUUCCAACAAACUCGCGGAUGGUCUGAAGGUAUCGGAGCCUUGCCUUUCCUUGGCGUUGCCGUUGGCAUGAUUGUGGCCACCAUCUUCAUUGGCGUUACUGCCCCUCUUUAUGAGCGCGCUGCUAAGCGGCACGGUGGUAUAGCACCACCCGAGGAACGUCUCGUUGUCGCUAUGGUUGGUGCCAUCGCAGUUCCAGUGGGCAUGUUCUGGUUUGCCUGGACGAACUCUCCGGACAUUCACUGGAUCAGUCCAGUCAUCGCGGGCGGAUUCUUCGGAUUUGGCCUUGUCUUGAUCUUCUUGGCCAUCACUAAUUACCUAAUCGACGCUUACACGAUCUUCGCUGCCUCUGUGCUAGCGGCCAACUCGCUGCUGCGAUCUGCUUUUGGCGCCGCGUUUCCGAUGUUCACCAGCUACAUGUACCGGGACUUGGGCAUUCACUGGGCAAGUUCAGUGCCGGCAUUCUUGGCCCUGGCUUGCCUUCCGGCCCCGUUCAUUCUCUACAAGUACGGCGCCGCCAUCCGCAAGCGCUGCACCUAUUCCGCACAGGCUGAGCGUGCCAUGGCAGAGCUGCGACAAAAGGCUGCUGUCGGCGCCGACAAGGACAUCACCGAUGAUGGUUCCGACGUCCAUGACGUGGAGAAGCGAGACUUUGCGCAACGUCAGCAAUCCCAGACAUCUGCGAGCGCCGGCUCCGAUGCGCCCACCGAGACGAAUGCACCACGUUUCGAGCCUAUCAGGCCCGCGACCAUGGAUCGGCGACGUUCCGGCUCGCUAUCGCUGGUCCGCACACGCUCGCUUGCCGAAGCUGCCGAGUAUGAUGCGAACCCGUUCGACAUUGAUCGUGUGAACACCAACACGAGCAUUAGGGGCAUCGUCAAGUCCUAA
Molecule: messenger RNA, 1860 nt
Organism: Cyphellophora europaea CBS 101466
Lineage: Eukaryota; Fungi; Ascomycota; Eurotiomycetes; Chaetothyriales; Cyphellophoraceae
Exons: 1
Coding region: 1-1860 (619 amino acids)
Biological process (GO): transmembrane transport
Molecular function (GO): transmembrane transporter activity
Source: RefSeq, a predicted model, not a curated record